Messenger RNA from Melitaea cinxia (Glanville fritillary), 904 nucleotides. RefSeq names its product 60S ribosomal protein L6 (gene RpL6). The record is from RefSeq and is a predicted model, not a curated record. Gene Ontology annotation, cellular component: ribosome; cytosolic large ribosomal subunit. The transcript has 6 exons. NCBI's taxonomy places the organism in Eukaryota, Metazoa, Arthropoda, Insecta, Lepidoptera, Nymphalidae. Gene Ontology annotation, molecular function: RNA binding; structural constituent of ribosome. Gene Ontology annotation, biological process: cytoplasmic translation; ribosomal large subunit assembly. The coding region runs from base 56 to 874 and encodes 272 amino acids.
AAAAUUAUCUGUGACAGCUCAUGUCAACUUCUUUUACUUGAUCCCGGUUCUAAUUAUGGCUCCACCACAGCCUAAGGCGGCGGCGAAGGCCCCCGCGGCGCCUGCGGGCGGAGUCCAGAAGCCCAAGGUCGGCAAACCCAGGAAUUAUGACUUGGGAAACGGAAUUGUUAGAUUUUCCAAAACCAAAAUGUUCCACAAGAAGGCUAAGUACAAGUUCAUUGGCAAGAAACAUCCUAAGGCACCCAAAGAAAAGAAGCCUGCAGUUGUGGUAAAGCCCAUUGGGGGUGAAAAGAACGGCGGAACCCGUAGGGUCCUGCUCCAUCGUAGAAAGUCAUUCUACCCAACUUCAGACAAGAUCCGCACUCGCUCCCACCACAAGACCUUCAGCAAGCACGUAAGAAGGACACGUCCCAGCCUCACGGUGGGCACCGUGUGCAUCCUGCUAGCCGGCAGACAUGCAGGCAAGCGUGUCGUGCUCGUAGGAGUACUCCCCAGCGGGCUCUUGCUUGUGACUGGUCCUUUCGCUUUCAACUCGUGCCCACUGCGCCGCAUUCCCCAACGCUACGUUAUCGGCACCAGCACUAAGGUAGACCUGAGCGACUUCCAGCUGCCAGCUCACCUGGAUGAUACCUACUUCAAGAAGAACAAGAAGAGCACCAAGCGCUCUGUGAAGCGCAAGGAGGGUGAAGACAUCUUUGCCACCAAAAAAGAGAAAUACGUUCCAUCCGAACAACGCAAGGCUGACCAGAAGCUCGUAGACGAGGCAGUAAUCAAGGCCAUUGGCAAGCGCUCAGACAAGAAGAUCCUCAGAGGCUACCUAAAGGCUGCCUUUGGUCUUCGCUCAAGCCAGUACCCUCAUCGUCUGCACUUCUAGUUAACUAAAAUAUAGUACUUGUGACUAAAA